GUGGAGGGGGGGAGAAAUCAAACAACAACAACAAGGCUCCCGAGGACAGAUGGGGCUGUGAGGGGUUUUUCGGUACUCUGGGCUCUUCCUUCGAUUUCACAGCAUCUGCGCGAUUUGUGUUAUGUUUCAAUGGUCUGUCUGACUCGAGAAUUGGGCGUGCGGCAGCGAGAUUUGUAGGAAUGCAUUCAUAUAAUCCAGAAGAUAGUGAGUCAAAAUGUCGGAUGUUAAUCAGAUUGAUGUUUUGCGGGCUCGUGCGAUUGCUUCAAUGCCCUCCAAACAGAAGUUACAACCCCGGCCUGUUUUGAAGCAACCUGAGCUGGAGAGAGAGGAAGGAGAGCUCUCCUCAUCUGAUGACGAAGUGUCGCUCUCGUCUUUACCUACGGGUGGAGGUGGACUUCCUCCGCAUAAUUCAACAGUAGGAGGAUGUCCCGAAGUUGUCUUUCAGGAGAACGUACGGACUGCUAGAAAUAUUAGUUCUUCCAACGUGGUGGCAGCAUCGUCAACUACGAAUGUGUCUAUUGUGAAUAAGCUACAACUCCUGAGUGGGUUGAGUGCUUCAGCUCCAUCUUUGGGCUCUAUGAAAUCACCAGUUGAAGUGGGACAGGAAAAUUCAGGUGUGUCUUCUCACAAGCCAGAUCAGCCUCCUCAAGCAGAUGUAGAUAAAGUUAGAUCUGCCGGAGGUGUAGCGGUAAUUUCAGAAAAAGAACUGAUCUCCGCACGGCCAGUUCUUCAUAGCUCCCCAAAACAAUUAUCUGUUGCAGCACCAGUCUUUAGACCAGCACACAACAGUUCUCUGAAUAAGCUACCACUCUCUCAUGGGAAGAAGUGUGCAAGACCUGGAGAUGUAGUGCACGUCCCCAAUGGGACUACCGGAUUAUCCUUUAUUUCCCCACACAGGCCGUUUUCGCCUCCUUUUGCAGCUUCGCAUAGGUCUUUUUCACAUUUAUCAGGUCCACGGCCACAACCUGUUCCUUUUCCCGCGGAUCGCACAGAAGCGGAUGAGUUUCUUGCUGGUCUCAACCUUCCUGGAUCUAAUGGAAGCAACGCAAAUCUCAUAAUAAAUUUUGACGACAGCGACAGUGAAGGGGAACAACUAAUAGCGAAGUCUGCGCAAGUGCAGUCUAGAAGUAGUGUUGACCAAGCGGUACCUGCUUGCGCGAAAACAACUUCUCUAACACAAACUCCUCCUAAUAAGAAUUCGGAUGCCAGGAGCAGGGUGGAACGGACUGAUGGAAUGUCACAUAGUAAGAAGACCACCUUCAGCAUCAAAGCAGGGCCCAUGGCGCGACCUGCUUCGGUGUCAAAGCUUUCUCCUCGCACAGAUGAACAAAUAGAGAACUUACGCCUACUGAUUGCUCGUAAGGAGAAUGAAAUGCAACGUAAUCGUUUCAGUCAGUUGCCCGAAUCACGAAUUCGUGCUGCUACUGGGGCUUCGGUUCAAGGUGAUAGCACGCAGACACCGAGAACGAAUAAGAUAGUAGGAAACAAGCUAGCCGUGAAAAGCGCUAAUAAGACACAACUCAAGAAAAAAGCUGGACCAGCCAAUGCUGCAUUUAUAGACCUUGGAACUAGCACUGUUCAAGCAAGUGUUGCAGAGCUGGGAGAGCGGAGUACAAGAAAAGUAGGUGACCCGGUUUCGAUUGUGAAGACAUCUGAUCAUCAAGUCUCAACUGGACCCUCGGAUGAGAUCACUGCGAAUCAGCAGGCCGAAGCCUCUAUUGUGAGGGUAAAAGAAUCUGUGACACCCAAUCUUGGGGCCAUUGGAGAAGUUAGGAACUUAACACCUGGCGUAGAUCGCGUGUCGAUCGCAGCGUCUACACCUGCAGGACCCUCACCAACUGUAGUAUCUCAUGGUACUGUGGCUGCCACAUCCAUUGAGCUUGUCCUAUCUGGAAUCAAGAAUAUGGAGUCUGGUGAAAGGAAGAGUUCUGAAGGCCAGGUGAUCAAAUCUGGUGUGACUACACAUAGAAAUGGAGGGGCUAUUCAAAUUCCUUCCGAGAAGUCUAUCACAAAUAAAGCUGCACUUAACCAAUCUGUCGAUGUUUCGCCGAUAGGCACUCCAGAACUACCUGGUAGAAAUGGUGCUGCUAACUCUCCAGUUGUUGUAGGUGAGUUACAUCUAGAGUCAUCUUAUCUAGAUCAGGCAAUGAGUUCGAGUUUGAAAAGGCCUAGGUUAUCACUUGAAGAUUCUACGGAACAGCAAAAGGAUCACCAAUUGGAUCGGAGUUCCAAUAUUCAAUUUCCGCCUCUGACCAAUCCGAGCUCAGGCUCUGUUAAGCACCUUGAUUACGCUGUUUCUAGGGUUGCAAAUCAGAGCGUUGCUAUUGAAGACAAACUGUGUUGGAAGAGGCAAAAAAUCGACGAAUACUCUCAGCAUGCUCAUGUCACUGAGAUCGCAGCUGGUAAAUCACCCCACUUCUCAUCCCCAGCAAAACAAAUGUUGAGACCACAAUCAUGUCCUCCAGGUCCUUCAACAAUAGGCCAAGUUGAAGAUUGGAGAGGUGAGAGCAGGAGUAAUGGUCCGCAGAAUCUUUCUGUCUCAGCAUCAGAUGUACAUGUGGAUGGUCAGAAGCAUCUGCGUUCACAGAAUCACUGUACACAAAAUGGUGAUGUUUCGUCUGGGACAGCUGAUAUGUCUUCUGUGAGUAUUCUCAACGUAGGCAGCGGCCUUGUCCAGCCAUCUACCUCUGCACGUUUCAAAAAUUCACUAGUACGAGAUUCACAGUUGAUCCCGAAUGGCGGAAAUAUACCCUCUAGCACUGAGCUUGAAGUGGUGCUCAGAAUGCAUGAGGGAGGUUUGUCCUGUGGCUGGCUGCAACCAUUACAUGAUCUUUCUAAUGCAGAUAUUGUUACCACCGCUGAUGCUGCUGGAUUUCAGGUUAUGAAUAUUGACCGUAUCAAGAUGUUGCCACCCGCAUUUACAUCAAGCCUUGUAGUACCCGGCGAAGUUCCUGAUAAAAUACUUUCGCAAAAUAAUCAGGAGACGGUUCCUGCUUCUGAAGUUCCAGGUGGUCGUAAUCCUUCGCCUUCUUUUCAACAAUAUGAUGCUGCUAGACAUCACUUGGAGCACUUCAGCAUGCACAAUAAUUUCAGUGGAGGAAGUGCUAGUUUCUCUUUGGAAAAACUGCGAGAGGAAGAAGACAUUGUGGACAAGGAUCUUGAAGAGGCCCAAGUCGUUAGAAGACAAUGUGAAAUUCGAGAGCGAGAAUUGCGCAAAGCUUAUCGAGACGCUCAAAUCGCACUUAGUGCAGCUGAUACCCGCUGCGAGGCUCUUCGCCGACGUCAAAAGUUUCUGAGUGUCCAGGUCCAAAACGCAGAAUUACACAUCCCUCAACAACCUUCUUCCUCAAUACAUAGUGGCAGCUUAGUUCCCUACGAUAACAGCGUAGCUCCAAGGACUGAUGGGCUUUCUCCAGCGUAUCCAUCGAUUGCAUGGGGUAGUGCUAAGCCUUCAAUAGAACAAGAGACAGACCAUCAUAUGAAUACUCUUGGUAACGUUGCUUCUGUACAGCAAGCUGGUACCCGGAAUCAAUCAUCUGCUCGCGUUGAUAGGCAGAAUUUUAAGAAGUCCUCAAGCAGCGCGGAUACGGAGAUUUUGGAGGAGAGCAUUGACAAAACAAUUCCUCGUGGUAUUCAGUUGUCAGUUGGGCAUGCUCCAAGUACACAGGAAGUUGCCCUUGGCGAUAAAAAUAUACAUAUGGAUGUCGACGAAGCUCCUGAUUUCACUUUUUGUGCAGAAGGCGAGGUUUCUGCAUCCAUCAACAGUGGGAUCGCUGCUUCUUCUCAAAAACAGAAAAGUGAGGGGGAAAUUGGAACCCUUAUGCCAUCUACUGGAGGAUGCCAAGAUGCAUUGGGGUUGAAUAAUUUAGUGUAUUCACGAGAAUACUCCCACGAGGAUCACGUCCUGCGAGAUAGAUCAACGGCAAUCCAUAAAAAUCAAGCUCCAUUUACAUCAACCUCUAGUCCACAAUUGCAUGCUAGUAGAGCAGAUACUGCGGUGGACAAAAAGCAAAUUGAUGUUCUGAGAACGGUAAGCCCUUAUCUUAAAGAUCACAAAGCGUUGUUGUGCCAGGGAGAAACUAGAACUGUGUUUGGCAAUGAUCAAACAAGUCUAGACACGCUAGAACAAGAGCCAUUUCAGAACGGUGGAGAGAUCAUCAGGUCCUCCAGCUCUUCCAUGCGCAAACCAACCUCAACAGUUGUUGCAGAUGAAGACCCCUUCGUCAUUUCCAAGUCCCCGGGGCAGGAUCUCUCUAUUCCUAAUGCUCUUGGAAAUGGAACUGAAGGGUCUCUUGCAAAUUUAACUGAUCAGGACAUGAACAUUGUGGGCUUAGAUAGUUCGGAAAUGCUGCCAGCGGAUCCAAGGUCAACUAGCUCUCUGAAUUGUGAAAUCAUGACUACGAAGCACAAUCGUCAGGAUGACGUUGGCAGGAAGCAUCAGUCUGAGAUGUCUGCAGAUACUGGAUUGAAAAUUAGACCAAGGAGUGGGAAGUAUAUUUUUGGGUUGAGAGCUCUAGCAGAGAAUUUUGAAAUGCAGCAGUUGGAUCCGGAACAUGAAGAGACUUCAAAUAACAGUGAGCAAACAAUCAGAUCUUCCUUGAAGGAUUUAACAGCUGAAGGAUGGACUCGCGGGUCGAUUAGAAGCGGAAAGCAUCAGAGCCGAAGCUCUGUACAAGCAAAAGUUAGUGAAAUAUCCGGAGACAAGGGAGAUUGCGCUAGUAGGACAAGUGAUUCAAGUGAAGGAGAAUCAAGGUCUUUGAGAGGAGAAGAGGGAAGACAAGAGGUGAUGGAAAAUGGUAAAGAUGAAGUGUGUCUUGGAUUACCUAGGUCUGCAAAUUCAGCAGAGAAUCAUCCUUAUGUCCUUGCAAGCGAAGGAGAUCUUCUUGUUGGUGUCGACUCGUCACAUGGACUCAUGGACGUGGUUCAGGACGAUCAACCAGAAGACCUUGAUAUUAAGCAAUUGCCAUCUACUGUACUUUCUAUUGGAUUUAUUGGUUUGGGAACUGGAAGUAACUCUUCACUUUGUUUGGGUUAUAACCAUGUAGCUACAGAUAAAAGGUCCGACGACUCUUUUCGUGUAGCCACUUAUGAGAGCCCCUUGAUUAUGUUUCGCUUCUACAGAAUGUGCGCAGAGUUUCAGACUGCUUGGCACAAAUGCGUGAAAUCUCAGACUUGGAGCCACAUGUUGGAUCCAUGUAAACCUCUUUGCAUAUUUGAACACCGGGGCAAAUGCAAUGAUGAUUCUUGUCCAUGGCAGCAUGUGGCGGACUACACACUUGACGAAGCCCGCCUACUUUCACAGCUCAGCAAGUAUUUUAAAUCUGGGGAAGAGGUUGAAGAACAGGAGUUGUCUUCAGAAGCAGUCAGUUUUUCACUUAAAGAAAUCAGAGGGGGGACAUCGAAAAGUGUUGGAUCAUUAAUUAGCAAUAAAUCGCUACUUCCUAGAACUCUCACUUGGAGUAGAGGAACACUAGCACCUUCUUACAAGAUUGGAGCAUAUCUUGUUAGUCAAGAUGAGGGCUUUAUUCCCAGAGUGAGGUGUUUGCUUAGUUACCAAUAUAGAUUAAUUCCUUUCACAUCCUGCGCGCUUUCAUCUGCCAUACGGAGGCCAAUUCACUUGGAUAUGCCUUUCUUGCCGACAAAUUUUUCGAAUGUUGACAGCCAAAUGACUACUGCGGAUGCAAGUGGUUGGCGCUACACUGGAGAUAGAUCAUUAGCUGCUAUUGAGGGGAUGAUAUCUCUGAAGCAGAAACAUGUUGAUAAAGAACCUGAAGAUAUUGAGGCAUGGCUGGAGCUUGCUCUCACACGCAUUGACUUCGAUCUUCAUUGCACAGAUAUUGACGCAUACAAUGAAGCUCUGUGCGUCCUCUCUCGGGCACUUGAGGCAAAUCCCACUGUGGCCACGCUGUGGGUAGUCUACAUAGGCCUAUUUUAUCAGGGAAAAAGCGAAAUUGGCGAGGAUGACUUAUUUUUUCACGCGAUUCAGAACAGCAAAGGUUCAUAUGAGUUGCUUCUUCUGUAUAUCAAUAGCAGGACGACACUUUCAGAUCGAUUGAGAGCUUAUGAAGUGGCUCUUGAAGCCCUAGUCGAUGUUGGGGAUCGAAGGCAGGAUCAAAGCGCUUACAUAUUAGAUGUCAUCAUUCAGAUGCUAGACUUCAUGUGUGUUGCAAAGGUUACUCAUCAACUGCACACUUGGGCAGAGAACUUCGCUAACCCAAGUACCUCUACCGCAUCACUUCUGGUCUGCUUGACUCCUGAGGAUCGUUGCAUCAUGAUGGUGGCUUGUGCUUAUGCUAUUGCAUUCGGCCAGCUAUCUCAGCACUUUCUCAUCCAUUCGGGAUGUAAGCAGCAGAUGCCAUGGGACAUUGACUGGUCCAGGUGUUCCCAUGUACAGAAAGACUCUAAGGAUCUUGUGCUCAAGGUAAUGGAGGCAGGUAUGCGUUGUGUAGCUGUAUUUUCCCAGGAGGAGUGCGAGCAAGUAAUGGCAGUUAACUACUUAAAAUGCCUAGCUCUGUAUAAUGCACCCGAAGCUGCACUACGGAUAGGUAGAGAAAUUGUGGAACGGCAUCCCACCUGCGUUGAGCUUGUUCUUGUCCUUGUGCGUUUGGAGAAGAAGGAAGGAUGGAUAGAUGUGUUUAAGCAUGCAUUGCAGAUUUCCUCGAAAAACGUCACUGGCCUACAAAGAUUAUGGUACCAGUGUGCUGUGCACAUGCUUGAUGCUGAGGGCAGUUCUGGUGCUUUGGAUAUCCUCUACCAGUGUGGUAUUGCUUCCCUGCGAAGCUCUCCUGAAGAGAAUUCUGAUCAUCUUUAUCCGGGGCAUGCCACCAGGAAAGGCUUACAGCUGAAUACCCGAAGGUUCGAAAAAGCGGAUAGCAGCUGUCCCUUGGAAUGUCGGGAGGCCGUGUUUGCUUGGAUGAAUCUAGCAUUAUUCGAGAUGCUCUCCGGAAAUAUGGUCGAUGCACAAUUCGCACUGGAGAAGAGUAUGAAAGCAGCAGUUUUAAAGGAGGAUGUAAUGCAGUGCUGGAAGGAAAUGACUUCUUUCAUCCGCUUCAACCAAACAGGUCUGGAGCAGGCAAAUGCUAUAUCUGACCUUUUAGACAAAUGUAGUGUAGUAACAAACCUGUUGUUCAAAUUAGUACCUCUUGCUAGCAAAUUACUUAAUCCCAUCUCCAGGCGAAGGGUUCGUGUGUUCCUUGAGUCUCUCAUUGGGUCUGCUUCCGUUGAUCAUUCGCUCAUAAACAGUGUAGUAGAAAUCAUCAUCAGCAAGGAGCGCAACCUAACCAAAGAGGUUGCAACGAUUGUCGAAGCGCUGAUGGAGACAUUUCCUGGAAAUUACGGGUUAGUGUUGCAAAUUUAUAGGAUGCAUAUUGGGCACCUGGACACCCUCUCAAAUUCAGCUGCCACAAUCUGGAUAAGCUCUCUUCUUUUUGGCUCUUUACUUCAAGCAUGUCCACAGGCUUGUGAACAAAUUUGGGUGGAGGCAGGAGACUUGUUAGCACAGCUCAAAGACGAAGUUUCACUCUGCAGUUUCUACCAGUACGCCCGGGUUCUACAUCCCUUCUCGGGCAGUUUGAAGGAAAGAUUUGCUCUGUUUGAAAACUCAAACAAGCAUGACUUUUCCUGACAAAUUCAAGCCUCAAAUGUGCUUUAUCCUAGAACGUUUUGCUAGCACCUUGCCGGUGAAUCUGGUUGAGCCUGCAAAAACAUUUCCGGAGGUACGGGCACGAAGGCCAUUGACUGAGGUGGCAACGUUAUGGAGGCUACCUCGACACUAGGAGCGGAUGGGCCAACCAUGUUGUCUGUAGGCCAUUCCCAGUUGUUCAUACAUAGUCCUUUGUGUGGGAUCUUUGCUUGUUUGUGACGUGCAGUUGUGUUGUGGUUGUAUUAGUGGCGGUUUACAUGCUCCUUAGGAUUCGCUUGCUCUUUCCUAAGGAGUUCUUGUGGCUUGUUGUGGGAAUUGUGUCCAGCUGUGUCCUCUCGCCGGCACCAUGAAGUUCUAUACUCAGGUGAGUCUCCAGGAGCUCUUCUCUUUGACUUCUUCUCCAAGGCGAUGGCCUCUUUCUGGUUUCUAGAAUCCGUUAGGUGUUCAUAGUUGCCUCUUUGGGGGUUUCAGGUUUUUCGUUUCGAUGUUGUAGAAUACUCUUCCAGUUUAAACCUCAUGUAUAGCUUCUCAUAAGGUUGUUGCUGCUGAACUGUGGAGGAAAGCAUUUGGACAUCCAGUUCAUUUUCGCAAUACUAAAGUACUAGUGACUGGUAGAAUCAACUAGUUUACGUUUUCGUUAGGUUAUUUUACUAGAGACGUUUUCUUCAGCGUCCAUACAUAGCAUCGCUACUCAGUUCAUUGUGGCCCAUUUCAUGGCUCAUUCAAGCUUCCGGUGUGACGUGCAUUCCAAGGCUGUUCACUACUGAACGAUAUGUUUCUUUUGGUUUUGCUCAAUGGAGCAUGUUAUUGCAUAUCAGAUGACCAGGACGGUGUGGAGAGCCAGUGAAUACUCUUUCCGGUUUUUAGGAGCAUCAAGCAGGUACAGGUAGUUUUAGAACGUGUUUGAAAAUGCUAUUGGCAUUAACGGAUCAGCUGACAUAUUCAGAUUGAACAUUCAGUGAUGACCUGGUUCAGACUGUUUUCUACAGAUUUUCUUUUUGACUAACAGUCUCAGAAUUAGGGUGUUGAGUUAAAUCUUUAUUUUUGCAAUAAAGUUGGAUGUACUUUUGUUUCCUACA
Physcomitrium patens is the source of this 8721-nucleotide messenger RNA. Lineage: Eukaryota; Viridiplantae; Streptophyta; Bryopsida; Funariales; Funariaceae. The record is from RefSeq and is a predicted model, not a curated record.